Lacerta agilis (Sand lizard) is the source of this 1708-nucleotide messenger RNA. RefSeq names its product LDL receptor related protein 11 (gene LRP11). The transcript has 8 exons. Bases 30 to 1625 code for a protein of 531 amino acids. Lineage: Eukaryota; Metazoa; Chordata; Lepidosauria; Squamata; Lacertidae. Gene Ontology annotation, molecular function: protein binding; serine-type endopeptidase inhibitor activity. The record is from RefSeq and is a predicted model, not a curated record.
GCCGGCAUCGCUGCGGCCCUCUCGGAGCUAUGGCCGCGCAGGUGCCCGGGCCGACGGGCCUGGCUCUCUUCCUCUCGCUGCUGCUCUUGCCGCUGCCGGGGUGGGCGUCGGUGCAGCUCCGGUCGCCGGGGGCGUCCGGGGUCGAGACGCUGCUGGAGGAGUUCCGCCGCCAGCUGCUGCAGCAGGAGCAGGAGCCCCCGGGCGGUGGAGGAGGCAACGAGCUGGCGGAGGUGGCAGCAAGCCACUGCCACGGGGGAAACGGCGGGCCGUCGGGCUUCUUCUCGGCCAGGCCCGACACCAUCAUCCGCACCAAGGACUCCAUCGCGGCGGGCGCCACCUUCCUCGACUCGCCGGGCUCGGUGGCGGGGCCCAGGCAGUGCCUGGACGCCUGCUGCGCCGAAGCCCGCUGCACCCUGGCCGUCGUGCAGCAGCCGCAGCAAUCGCCCGCCUCGCUGCGCUGCUACCUCUUCAACUGCACCUACCGCGGCCGCGCCGUCUGCCUCUUCUCCCCGCAGCGCGGCUACAGCAGCUACGGCCUGGAGCCCAGCAGCCGCCCGCCCGCCCCGGAAACUGAUGAGCCUCCUCUCAGCAAGGCAGGGAAAGACAUUAUGCUUCAGUUGCCCAUUAACUGGGUGAUUCUAGACGGCCGAGAAAGUAGAGAUGACCAUGGAAUCAUACAGUAUGAGUGGAGACUGCUUCAAGGUGCCCCUUCAGUUGAUAUGAAGGUACCACAACCUGGAACUCUGAAGCUCUCUCAACUGCAAGAAGGGAAAUACAUGCUGGAGCUGACUGUGACAGACACAGCUGGCCAAAGGAGCUCAGAUAAUGUCUCAGUGACUGUACUUCCUGUGGGUCACUCCAUGUUAGGAUGUUUUGGGGUUUGUUCGCGCUACCAGUUCCUCUGUGAUGAUGGUUGCUGCAUUGAUAUCACCUAUGCCUGUGAUGGAGAAGAGCAGUGUCUGGAUGGGUCUGAUGAAGCUUUUUGUCAGAAAUUUACUUCAGGACAAAAGACAAUAACUCACCCAGCCACUAGCUUCAUCCAGCAAAACAGCAUUGGACAAACUAACGAUGUCAACAAGGAACUUACAUUUGAAAUCACCCAGAAAACUACUGUAAGCAAUCAAGCAUCUGAUGCAGACAAGAUCAACAAAUCAUCCUCUCAGGGACCAAAGAAACAAAUUACUGGGUUAAUGCCAGAACUGUGCUUGGUGCCUCCUGCUGCUGGCCCCUGCAAUGGCCAUUUCCCUCGCUGGCAUUUUGAUGCUUUUUCUGGCACUUGCAUACAUUUCGUCUAUGGCGGCUGCAAAGGCAAUGAAAACAACUUCCUUCAAGAAUCAGACUGCCUUGCUGAAUGUGUAAAAGCUCAUGACUCUAAAACCUCAGGGAAAGACACAGAUUAUAAAAAUGAAAAUAACAUUGUGGUGUUAAAGGGCACGCCCAUCGAAAAGAGCCAUCCGGUACCAGAAGCAGGUGCUGUCCUCCCUCUGGCUCUUGGACUGGCCAUCACUGCUAUGCUGCUGCUCAUGGUAGCUUGCCGACUUCGGUUAGUGAGACAGAAACUUAAGAAAGCUCGGCCCCUGAUGUCUGAGGAAUCCGAUUACCUCAUAAAUGGGAUGUAUCUCUAAAGCAGGGUUCAGGUGACUUCCCUUUCCUGGAGCUUUCCUCAAAAAAAGUGUGCCUCUUGCAUCUUACACUUUCCUCUUUUUUU